This is a messenger RNA of Anopheles bellator, 3180 nucleotides long. Its product is annotated as fasciclin-3-like. The coding region runs from base 334 to 1779 and encodes 481 amino acids. Lineage: Eukaryota; Metazoa; Arthropoda; Insecta; Diptera; Culicidae. The transcript is spliced from 8 exons. The record is from RefSeq and is a predicted model, not a curated record.
GGCGAUUGAUGUAGAGUUACUACACGAGGUGUCUGUGGCUGUUUCGCUUCUCUGACAUAACACAUAACACGUCUCCUGUCAUCUAGUUCCCAUCGUCGCCAGAGUUUCGCGAGCCGAUAGAAACAGCGCUAUCGGGUUUCUGAAGUUCUUCGAAGAUUCUUCGUCCUAAAGUGUGCGCGUGUUUGCGUUGUGAAAAGUGCGUGCAAGUGUCCUGUGAAGACCACAAAACACAACAGCCCGUUCCAGCUGCCGGUCAAAAGUGUCAAGCGGCCGAUCCAAAACCGCGCACCAACGCGUCGACUUCUUGCAGAAAGUGCGUGGCAGAUAAUUGCGAUGCGCUCGUCGAAGAUGCAAACGUUCCUGUCCUGCCUGGCGGUGUGCGCCGCGUUCACAGCCCUGUCAUCGGCACAGCGAGUCGAUACCGAUCCGAACGCCAUAACGGUGGUGGAAAACCAGGAAAAUGUAACCCUCCACUGCCGUGUUGGGCGCCCGGCCAGGCUGUGCCUCAUCUCGAUGCCCGGUCUCAAGGGCCAGAUUGUGCUGGCACCGAACGAACCGCCACCGAUGGCCGGCGUCGAGUACUACGGCGAAGGCCUGGAACGGGGCUCGUGCGGCGUACGGAUUGCACGUAUCACCGCCGACAAUGCCGGCGUCAUGAACUGUACGCUGAUUGUGGACGGCAUCGGAUUGACGGGAUCGAUCGACGUCGUCGUGGCAUUCCCUCCGGAACAACCGACCAUCCAGGUCCUGUCGGGUGACAUUGCGAACGUGAUUGUCGACAGCGAGCUCACCUUCGAGUGCACCGCAGCCCGCGGCAAUCCGGCGGCCAACCUGUCCUGGUUCUUGGACAACGAACCCAUCUACGAGCGGGUGCAUCCGGAACAGCCGGAAGAGUACUUCGACGACCGUUCCAACAAGCGGGUCUUUUCGGCCACCUCCGUGCUGGUGCGCUCCAUUCGGGCCGAAGACAACGGCAAGCGUUUGACCUGCCAGGCCCAGCACAUGGCCUACCCGGAGGGUGUGUCCCGUACCGACCUCGUCCUGAACGUGAACUUCCAACCCCAGGCCCUACCGGACCAGGUCGUCUACGGGCUGCAGCUCGGCCGUACCGGUUCCGCCAGCGUGGUGGUCAUUGCGAACCCACCGCCGAAAGUGUUCUGGAACAUCGACGGAGUCGAUUACCAACAGGGCACGGAGCAGGGUCGCUACGCGGUCCCGAUUCCGGAACCACUGGGAAACAAUCGCUACAACGUGACGCUGACCAUUGCCGGGCUGUCGCUGGAGGAUCUGUCGCGCACGUACACGCUGCGUGCGUCGAACGCGUUCGGCUCGGAGGACUACCGAGUGUUCCUGCGAUCGCAGAGCGACGAGGUGAUCAACGAGUCCAGUGGCGUCGGCAUCGGCGAGAUCGUCGGUCUCGUGCUGGCCGUGCUGAUCGUACUGACGGCCAUCGCCCUGAUCUUAGUGGCCCGCGCCACCGGCAGAUGGUGCUUCCGCGGCGCUUCGCUCGAUACCGAUAUCAAUCCCGACUCUGAGGCACAGAUUACACCGCACGCACACGAGGACGAGGUGGACGAGAAGCACCAGGUCCCGGAUCCGGCCGCCCACUUCGUGCACGAGGGCGACGAGAAGCACGCGGUCACUAAUGGAAAGCACGAGAACGGGAAGCAAACAAAGGCCCAACAGCAGCAGCAGCACCAGCAGCCGCCACAGCAGCAACCGGAUGUGUCGAAGCAGGAAAACGGCAAACCUGAAAGCAAAACGAACACAUCCGUGUAGAUUCGCAUGUAUCCCGUUCGUCUGGUGCUGCUGCUGCUGCUGCGGCGCAAGGAUACUUGUAAGAAUGUGAUUGGAUGCGAGCAAAAAAAACAAAGGAAAAGUGUGUAGAGAGAGAUCCCACAGAGAUAGGGAAGAACCGCGCGCGAUAGAGGUCCGACGUGUUCGCGCGCGCACGGAUCAUUUCCGAACCCGAGACGAAAAACCGACAGAGAGCUUGUGUAACAAAGAACGAAGGGAGGAAAAAAAGAUGGUGUCUCCACCGGCCGCAGCCGAAAAACGACAACAGCACCGGAGGGGGGAAACUAAUUAACGACCCUUAGUUGGAGGAGGGCAAAAAAUGAAGAUCCCUCAUUUGGUGUUGUGCGCCAUGAAGGGGGAAAACGAAGCUAAAAGACAGAGUCGCGGCGGCCCCCCAAUCCUGUUCAAUGAAAAUGAAAGACUGUGUAUAAGAUUUGGAGCCGCGUAGCAGGAAACAACAAAAAAACAAUAGAGAGUUACAGAUGGGGUCGAUCCAUCGGAAGUGAGAGGUCCACGGAAUGGGUUCUCAACGAAGCAAAAUAUUAUGCUUUUGAUGUGUUGUAGUACCGGCCACAAUCUCUCUCUUUCGAUGUUGUUGUUGCGGCAAAUUGCGCCAUUUUUCCUCUUCGUUGUUCCCGGCGAUGAAGACCGUCGCCGCCAUUCUAGCGGCUGAGUGUUGUUUCCCUCUAAGUGCGCUUUCGUUGCGGUUCGUAGGCGCAGAACAGUUAUUAAUGAUCGAAUCAAUAUUGGAACAGAUCAGACGCACGGAGGAUAAGCAGAAUGAGAAACGGCACGAAAUACUAUCGGCAAUUGCUUGAUGUAAGGGUUUCUUUUCUAUUCGUUUGGUUCAUUAGCAGUGGAUGCAUUGCAACGUAUACUCUGAGCUGAACGUGAGUUUGUUUGAAGUAAUAAAAUGAAAGGAUAAUGAAAAAAGUUAGGAACUUUGGAGGCAGCUACAUUCUUCUAUGAAAUAUAAAAUCGUAGUUCUACCCUAGGUUUCGAAUAUCGCCGAGAUAUUUACAAAGAAAUACUUAAGUACAUAGGUAAUAAUCGAAUAUUUGUAGUGCAGAUGCGUUGGAUUGGAAAGAGAAUUUAGAUAGGCAAACUGAACGCGGAAAACGGGAACUGACUGUGAGAAGAACACGGCAGCACAGGAUUAUUUACAGAUUCCAUCCAUGGUAGGUUCCUUGCGAUGCGCACAUCGCGGUUGUGUUUAGUAGGGGCAGGCAGGCCGGGUUUGGAAACGAAUGAAUUCCUGGAUUCCUGGAUUGGCGUGUCCACUUUUCGACGGCGUGUGUACGGUAUUGGAGGUUAUUUUGUACUAGUUAAAGAGCGAAUAGAGCGUUUUGUUUUCAUUUUAUUUUUAACUUGGCGAAGCUAUUU